GCAGGUAUGAGGAUCCUGGUAACGAAGUCAUAAACGAAGACCUUGAUGGAACGGUUCUCAGUGCAGAUCUUGGUGAUAGAACUUUGAAGACUGAAGCAUUACAACUUCCGCAAGAGAUAGUUGAUAUGGGAGCUGGAAGAGAAGUAUCUACUGAGUUAGAGGAUCAGAGUGAUAUACAGGAUAUGGAUAUCGACAUGUUAAGUGAAGAAGCAGAAGAAACUCCUCAAACUUCGUUACAUAUGGAACUGACUAGACUUCAGAUCACUCGACAUUAUUAUACUGAUGCUGUUCGUUUUAUUCAUCAAAUACACACUGCUAUCCCGACGCUCUGUCAGCUUCUUGUUUCUAUAACCAAAUCAGAGGUUUUGAAGGCUAUUGAUUUUUUUGUCAUGGCCUACACAUAUAAGAUGAAAUUUGCCAGAGAAGGGCUAAAGAAAAUGUUACACUUGAUUUGGACUAAAGAUAAUAAUGAUGAGGGAAAAGGAAUUCGGAAAUGA
Acaulospora morrowiae is the source of this 497-nucleotide messenger RNA. NCBI's taxonomy places the organism in Eukaryota, Fungi, Glomeromycota, Glomeromycetes, Diversisporales, Acaulosporaceae. The record is from the annotation of a GenBank genome assembly.